AUGUUGGCACAAGAAAUAGUGCAUGGUAUCAAGAAGCCAACUGUGGGGUCUAAUGUGGUCAUCAAGCUUGACAUGACCAAAGCCUAUGACAGAGUAUCCUGGAGUUUCACCUGCAUCAUGCUUAGGAGAAUGGGAUUCAGUGAAAUGAUCAUUGAGAUGAUCUGGAGAACAAUGUCCAACAACCGGUAUCAGUCAUUGUUAAUGGCACUAAAUGUGGAUUCUUUCAGUCUACAAGAGGCCUUAAACAGGGGAUUUUAUAUAGAGAAGAGAGGUCCUCAAAUCAACCACCUGAGCUUUGCAGAUGAUAUCAUCAUCUUCACCUCUGGAGGAAGAACUUCCCUGAGAAAAAUCAUGUGGAUCCUUAGAAAUUAUGAGAAGACAUCUGGCCAACUCAUAUACAAACACAAGAGUCAAUUCAUGAAUACUUCCUGUGCCCUCCCAAGUGCUAUCAGAAGAAUUCAAGAAGUGACAAGCUUUUCUAGAAGGGAUUCACCACUCACAUACCUGGGCUGCCCUCUAUAUACUAGUAGGAGUAGAAUUAUGCACUUCAAUGGUCUCAUUUCCAAGGUGAUAGGCAGAAUAAAAGGCUGGCAUGUAUCCCCUCCAAAGACUGUUGUGAAGCAAAUUGAAAGGUUGACAACUAGCUUCUUCUGGGGAAUGGAUAAGGACAAACACAAGUAUCACUGGGCAUCAUGGUCUAAGCUAUCCUUCCCUCUCAAUGAAGGUGGUGUGGGUUUCAGAACCAUUCAUGAUACAUGUAAAGCCAUAGAACUAAAGCAGUGGUGGAAUUUCAGAACAGCAAACUCUCUUUGGAGUUCAUUCUUGAAGGCAAAGUACUGUCAAAGAUCGAAUCCCAUAUCUAAGAAAUAG
Messenger RNA from Nicotiana attenuata, 870 nucleotides. RefSeq lists its product as uncharacterized. The coding region runs from base 1 to 870 and encodes 289 amino acids. The transcript is spliced from 3 exons. The record is from RefSeq and is a predicted model, not a curated record. NCBI's taxonomy places the organism in Eukaryota, Viridiplantae, Streptophyta, Magnoliopsida, Solanales, Solanaceae.